Molecule: messenger RNA, 1377 nt
Organism: Periconia digitata
Lineage: Eukaryota; Fungi; Ascomycota; Dothideomycetes; Pleosporales; Periconiaceae
Source: the annotation of a GenBank genome assembly
ACUGGCUGUUCACGUGCACGCGCGUUAUCGCGUUUGGCGCUCGGACGUGUACUGACAAACAGCGUGAACCUUACUUCCACCCCUUUGAGUCUUUACCGGAGCCCGCUUCCCCAGUCUUCAGUCGCUGCUGGAGCUUUGAGAUAUCGCAAACUUUCGCGUACCUUUGGCUGUACCAUACCAACUUCCCCGGCCAUGCCUGAGAUCGCAGAAAUCUCACGCAUAGUGCACUUCCUCCGCAAAUAUGCCGUAGGAAGAACCAUCAAAGCUGUCAAGACCCAAGAAGACAACAUUGUCUAUGGCAAAGUGGGCACAUCAGCGUCUGCCUUCGAGAAAGCCAUGGCGGGCAAGAAAAUCGUCGGCGCAAAGCAGCAAGGCAAAUACUUCUGGUUGGAGAUGGACUCUUCACCUCAUCCGUUGAUGCAUUUCGGAAUGUCGGGCUGGAUGAAGUUCUCCAACGACGAGACUGCUUAUUACAGACCAGCUAAGGCUGAAGAAUCAGAGUGGCCACCCAAGUAUUGGAAGUUCACCCUGGAGUUGGAAGGCGAUCCCGCUUGCCAAGUUGCUUUCGUCGAUGCGCGUAGGUUAGCAAGGAUCAGAUUGGUAGAGGCCAAAGCGGAAGACAUGCGCAAGACUUCGCCAUUGAAGGAAAAUGGUCCCGACCCCGUGCUCGACCCGGAAAUUCUUACCGUCGACUGGUUGAAGAAAAAAUUGCAGUCGAAACGAGUGCCCGUCAAAGCGCUUCUUCUUGAUCAAGCCAACAUCAGCGGCAUCGGAAAUUGGGUUGGAGACGAAAUCAUGUACCAAGCCCGUCUACAUCCGGAGCAAUACAGCAACACCUUUACGGAUGCACAGGUCAAGCAACUGCACGAAGCGAUCAUGUAUGUGUGCAACACGGCAGUUGAGCUGCUUGCUGAUUCGGAUAAAUUCCCCUCCGACUGGCUUAUGAAGCAUCGUUGGGACAAGGGCAAGAAGAAUGGCGCAAAGCUGCCCAAUGGCGACAAAAUCACAUUCUUGAAAGUAGGAGGGAGAACUUCUGCUGUAGUCCCGAGCGUACAGAAGAAGACCGGGCUCGUGGCCGGAGAUAUCUCGGACGAGGCUGACGGGACUGGAGACGAAGAGAACGCACCAAAGAAAGCCACGAAAAAGAGGGGCCGAGCCAAAAAGGAGGUUGAAGAAGAUUCCGAGCCUGAAAUUCUUCCAAAAAGCACGAAACGGGGCAAGAAGAAGGGUGAUAUAGCGGUCAAGGAUGAUCAGCCGGUCGUGAAGAAGCAAAAGUCGACGACACCACGGAAAGCAAGAAAGGUAGAGCAAGAAGAGUCAAUCAAGACCGAAGAAGACAGUGGACGCAGGCGCUCCGGACGCCUUUCAAGGGAAUAA